CUGCUUGAGCCGGGGGAGCGGCCGCGGAUGCUGCUCUCCCAGCUGCCCGCCAGGCCGCUGGCUUCUGCUCCGAGCCCGGAGUUACGGGCUGUAUGAGGAGAAUUCAGCGCUUUCAUCUUCAGGCCCGGGUCCAACGCCCAUUAUCGACCUGUCUUUGAGCAGAAGAUCUUAUGUGGCACAUCUGAUUUUUUGGACUUCAGGAUGAGUGUCCCCGACUACAUGCAGUGUGCUGAGGACCACCAGACCCUCCUGGUGGUGGUGCAGCCCGUGGGCAUUGUUUCUGAGGAGAACUUCUUCAAGAUCUACAAGAGGAUCUGCUCUGUGAGUCAGCUCAGCAUGAGGGACUCACAGCGGGCCCUCUUCAUCCGCUACCGACACCACUACCCGCCAGAGAACAACGAGUGGGGUGACUUCCAGACUCACCGCAAGGUUGUGGGCCUCAUCACCAUCACUGACUGCUUCUCCGCCAAGGACUGGCCGCAGACCUUCGAGAAGUUCCAUGUGCAGAAGGAGAUCUAUGGCUCCACCCUCUAUGAUUCCCGGCUCUUCGUCUUUGGGCUACAGGGGGAGGUGGCUGAGCAGCCACGCCCUGAUGUUGCCUUCUACCCUAGCUAUGAAGACUGUGACUCUGUGGAGAAGCGCAUUGAGGAUUUCAUUGAGUCGCUCUUCAUUGUGCUUGAGUCCAAGCGUCUGGACAGAGCCACAGACAAGUCGGGGGACAAGAUCCCACUUCUGUGUGUCCCCUUUGAGAAAAAGGACUUCGUGGGUCUGGACACAGAUAGUAGACAUUACAAGAAGCGGUGCCAAGGACGCAUGCGGAAGCACGUAGGGGAUUUGUGCCUCCAGGCUGGGAUGCUGCAGGACUCCUUGGUGCACUACCACAUGUCAGUAGAGCUGCUCCGCUCUGUGAAUGACUUUCUAUGGCUUGGGGCUGCCUUGGAAGGACUGUGCUCAGCAUCUGUCAUUUACCACUAUCCUGGUGGAACAGGCGGUAAAACUGGGGCUCGGAGGCUCCAGGGUAGCUCCCUCCCUGCUGAAGCAGCCAAUAGACAUCGACCAGGGGCACAAGAAGUUCUCAUUGAUCCAGGUGCCCUCACCACCAAUGGCAUAAACCCUGAUACCAGCACUGAAAUUGGACGCGCUAAGAACUGUCUUAGCCCUGAAGAUAUAAUUGACAAAUAUAAAGAGGCCAUUUCUUAUUACAGCAAGUAUAAGAAUGCUGGAGUGAUUGAGUUGGAAGCAUGUGUCAAAGCUGUACGUGUCCUGGCAAUUCAGAAGCGGAGCAUGGAAGCUUCAGAAUUUCUUCAGAAUGCAGUGUACAUUAAUCUUCGACAGCUUUCUGAAGAAGAAAAGAUUCAGCGCUAUAGCAUCCUCUCUGAGCUCUACGAGCUUAUCGGCUUCCACCGCAAGUCAGCAUUCUUCAAGCGUGUGGCAGCCAUGCAGUGCGUGGCUCCAAGCAUCGCUGAGCCUGGCUGGAGGGCCUGCUACAAACUCCUCCUGGAGACACUGCCUGGCUAUAGUCUGUCACUGGACCCAAAGGACUUCAACAAAGGUACCAGUUGUCCAGGCACGCACAGAGGUUGGGCUGCCGUCCAGAUGCGCCUGCUCCAUGAACUGGUCUACGCCUCCCGAAGAAUGGGGAACCCCGCCCUGUCUGUGAGGCACCUGUCCUUCCUCCUGCAGACCAUGCUGGACUUCCUUUCGGAUCAGGAAAAGAAAGAUGUGACUCAAAGUCUGGAGAAUUACACAUCCAAGUGUCCUGGGACAAUGGAGCUCCUCACCCUCCCUGACGGGCUCACGCUGCCUCCAGUACCUUUCACAAAGCUGCCCAUCGUCAAGCAUGUGAAGCUGCUGAGCCUUCCUACCAGCCUCCGGCCCCAGAAAAUGAAAAGUUUGCUGGGUCAGAACGUGUCAGCCAAGAGCCCCUUCAUCUACUCGCCCAUCAUCGCACACAACCGCGGAGAGGAGAAGAACAAGAAAAUUGAUUUCCAGUGGGUUCAAGGAGACGUGUGUGAGGUCCAGCUGAUGGUGUACAACCCGAUGCCGUUUGAGCUCCGUGUGGAGAACAUGGGGCUCCUCACCAGUGGAGUGGAGUUUGAGGCUCUCCCUGCAGCUCUUUCACUACCAGCAGAAUCUGGUCUGUAUCCAGUGACACUUGUUGGGGUCCCACAGACCACUGGAACCAUCACUGUGAACGGUUACCGUACCACGGUCUUUGGUGUCUUCAGUGACUGUUUGCUGGAUAAUCUUCUGGGAAUAAAAACCAGUGGCUCCACUGUGGAAGUCAUUCCAGCUUUGCCCAGACUGCAGAUCAGUACUUCUUUGCCCAGAUCUGCACAUUCACUGCAACCUUCUUCUGGUGAUGAAAUAUCUACUAACGUGUCUGUCCAGCUUUACAAUGGAGAAACUCAGCAACUCAUCAUUACAUUGGAAAAUAUUGGAAUGGAACCACUGGAGACACUGGAAGUCACCUCAAAAAUUCUCUCCACCAAGGAAAAGUUGUAUGGUGACUUCUUGAGCUGGAAGCUGGAAGAAACCCUGGCCCAGUUCCCUCUGCAGCCUGGGAAGGUGGCCACUCUGGCCAUCAGCAUCAAAGCAAAGCUGGACUUCUCCUGCCAGGAGAACCUCCUGCAGGACCUCAGUGACGAUGGAAUCAGUGUGAGCGGCUUCCCCCUCUCCAGUCCUUUUAGGCAGGUUGUUCGGCCUCGUGUGGAAAGUAGACCAGCGACCGUCUCUGAGGGCAGCAAAGCGGGAGACCUCAGCCAUCUGAAGACUCUGGAAGCUGUCCUGAAUUUCAAGUACUCGGGAGGCCCAGGCCACGUGGAAGGAUAUUACAGGAACCUCUCCCUAGGCCUGCAUGUGGAAGUUGAGCCAUCUGUAUUUUUCACACGAGUCAGCACUCUCCCAGCAACCAGUACCCGGCAGUGCCACCUGCUUCUGGAUGUCUUCAACUCCACAGAGCAUGAGCUGACAGUCAGUGCCAGACGCAACGAGGAGCUCAUCCUUCAUGCUGGGGAGUGCCAGCGAAUGGCUAUCCAAGUGGACAAGUUCAACUUUGAGAGUGUUCCAGAAUCCCCUGGAGAGAAGGGACAAUUUGCAAGUCCAAAGCAGCUGGAAGAGGAGAGGCUGGAAGCUCGAGGAUUGGAGAUCAAUAGCAAACUGGACAUCCACUGGAGAAUCCCCUCUCUGAAGCGCAGUGGUGAGGCGAGUGUGGAGGGGCUCCUGAACCAGCUCGUCCUGGAGCACCUGCAGCUGGCGCCUCUGCAGUGGGAUGUGCUGGUGGAUGGACAGCUGUGUGACUGCGAUGCAGCAGCUGCCUGCCCUGUGGGUGACCCCGUGCGCCUUGAGGUACGGCUGACCAACCGGAGCCCCCGCAGCGUGGGACCCUUUGCCCUCACUGUGGUCCCCUUCCAGGACCACCAGAAUGGUGUGCGCAACUAUGACCUACAGGACACCGUCUCCUUCGUGGGCUCCAGCACCUUCUACCUUGAAGCAGUGCAGCCAUCAGGUCAGUCAGCCUGCCUCGGGGCUCUCCUCUUCCUCUACACAGGGGACUUCUUUCUGCACAUUCGGUUCCAGGAGGGCAGCAGGAGUAAGGAGCUGCCGCCAUCCUGGUUCUGCCUGCCCAGUGUGCAUGUGCGUGCCCUGGAUGCGCAGGCCUGAGCCUGUUUGGGUCCCUGUCCCUGUGGGGCUCAGGAGGCCACCUGCUUGGUGUCAACCCCCCGAAGGGUGCAAAGUCCUCUCCUGAGUGCCCAUCUCCUCUUCCUGCCUGCACCCUCACUGUCUAACCCUCUCUUGCCUUUUCCUGGGGAGUCCUCUUGGAGGCAUGAAGCCCAGACAGGCCGUUGGCCCGCUUCCUGCUGUUCCCUAAGCCCCACUGCACCUGAUAUAUUCAAGGCCCUGUGUGGGUCUGGGGAACCCUACACCUGCUCUCAAGACCCAGGACCCUCAACCCCCUGUGCCGCUCUCAUUAGCAGAGGGUCCUCUUUUUCUGCUGCCCCCCUUUUGAUAUAGGAAGAAAAGGCAAGUGUGAGGAUGGAUGCUCCCUCAUGGGCUCAGCACCCUCCCACAUGCUCCCCUGGUCCUUGGAGUCCCUUGAGGGCCAUUUCUUUUCCCAAAGGCCAUGUGGGCAGCCUAUCCAGAGGAGGUGAUGCCAUGGCUGCCCACGGCAGGCCCGAGUGUGGGUGCUGGGUGUUGGUGUCCAUGUUUGCAACUUGUUCUCUAAUAAAGGCCUUCCUUGCUCCUC
Chinchilla lanigera (long-tailed chinchilla) is the source of this 4246-nucleotide messenger RNA. It is a transcript of the gene Trappc9, whose product is annotated as trafficking protein particle complex 9. Lineage: Eukaryota; Metazoa; Chordata; Mammalia; Rodentia; Chinchillidae. The transcript has 24 exons. Gene Ontology annotation, cellular component: trans-Golgi network. The record is from RefSeq and is a predicted model, not a curated record. Bases 202 to 3663 code for a protein of 1153 amino acids.